AUGGGUAACUACUCCAAAGCACUUGAAUAUCAAGAAAAAGCACUUAGAAUAAGAGAAAUAGCUCUGCCUCCAAAUCAUCCCAAUUUGGCUACAUCCUACAACAACAUUGGAGAUAUUUAUGCAAACAUGGGUGACUACUCCAAGGCACUUAAAUCUCACGGCGAAGCACUUAAAAUAAGAGAAAUAGCUCUACCUUCGAAUCAUCUUGAUAUGGCUUGUUCCUACAACAACAUUGGUUUAGUGUAUAAAAACAUGGGUGACUACCCGAAAGCACUUACAUAUUACGAGAAAGCGCAUAAAAUCUUAGAAAACACUGUACCUCCGAAUCAUCCAGAUUUAGCUACUUCCUACAACAACAUCGGUACAUUGUAUAGCAGCAUGGGUGAACACUCGAAAGCACUUCUAUCUCAAAGCGAAGCACUUAAAAUAAGAGAAAUAGCUUUUCCUCCGAAUCAUUCCAUUUUGGCUUAUUCUUACAACGGCAUCGGUGGAGUAUUUAUGAACAUGGGUGAAUACUCAAAGGCACUUUGUUUUGCAGAAAAAGCACUUGCUGUCCUACAAAAGUCACUUCCACCAGAACAUCCUCUCAUAAAAAAAACGAUGGACAACAUUAAUGCUGUGAAAAAAAAGCUAUAG
This is a messenger RNA of Rotaria sp. Silwood2, 636 nucleotides long. The record is from the annotation of a GenBank genome assembly. NCBI's taxonomy places the organism in Eukaryota, Metazoa, Rotifera, Eurotatoria, Philodinida, Philodinidae.